GCGGCGGGCCGGGAGCCGCCGCCAUGCGCCGUCGGGGGCCGGCCUGCUGGGUGCUGCUGCUGGCGCUGGGGCUCUGCCGCGUGCCCGGGGCGCGCCCCCGGAACGUGCUGCUGAUCCUCGCGGACGAUGGGGGCUUCGAGAGCGGCACUUACAACAACAGCGCCAUCGCCACCCCUCACCUGGAUGCCCUGGCCCGCCGCAGCCUGGUCUUCCGCAAUGCCUUCACCUCCGUCAGCAGCUGCUCUCCCAGCCGCGCCAGUCUGCUCACUGGCCUGCCCCAGCAUCAGAACGGGAUGUACGGCUUGCAUCAGGACGUCCACCACUUCAACUCCUUCGACAAGGUGCAGAGUCUGCCGCGGCUGCUCGGCCAGGCCGGCGUUCGCACAGGCAUCAUUGGGAAGAAGCACGUGGGGCCCGAGCCGGUGUACCCGUUUGACUUCGCCUACACGGAGGAGAACGGCUCUGUCCUCCAGGUAGGACGCAACAUCACCAGAAUUAAGCUGCUCGUCCGGAAAUUCCUGCGGACUCAGGAUGACAGGCCCUUCUUCCUCUACGUCGCCUUCCACGACCCCCACCGCUGUGGGCACUCCCAGCCCCAGUACGGGACCUUCUGUGAGAAGUUUGGCAACGGGGACAGCGGCAUGGGGCGGAUCCCAGACUGGACCCCCCAGGCCUACGACCCACAGGACGUGGUGGUGCCCUACUUCGUCCCCGACACUCCCGCAGCCCGAGCUGACCUAGCCGCCCAGUAUACCACCAUCGGCCGCAUGGACCAAGGGGUGGGACUCGUGCUCCAGGAGCUGCAUGAGGCAGGUGUCCUGAAUGACACCCUGGUGAUCUUCACGUCCGACAACGGGAUCCCCUUCCCCAGCGGCAGGACCAACCUGUACUGGCCGGGCACCGCCGAACCCUUGCUGGUGUCGUCCCCGGAGCACACGAAACGCUGGGGCCAGGUCAGCGAGGCCUACGUGAGCCUCCUAGACCUCACGCCCACCAUCUUGGAUUGGUUCUCCGUCCCUUACCCGAGCUACCCCAUCUUUGGCUCGAAGACCGUCCGGCUCACCGGCCGGUCCCUCCUGCCGGCGCUGGAGGCAGAGCCCCUCUGGAGCACCGUCUUUGGCAGCCAGAGCCACCACGAGGUCACCAUGGCCUACCCCAUGCGCUCCGUGCACCACCGGGGCUUCCGCCUGGUGCACAACCUGAACUUCAGGAUGCCCUUUCCCAUCGACCAGGACUUCUACGUGUCGCCCACCUUUCAGGACCUCCUGAAUCGCACCGCGGCCGGCCAGCCCACGGGCUGGUACAAGGACCUCCAUCACUACUACUACCGGGACCGUUGGGAGCUCUACGACCUCAGCCAGGACCCCCACGAGACCCGGAACCUGGCCGCUGAUCCACGCUAUGCCCAGGUUCUGGACCUGCUCCAGACCCAGCUGGCCAAGUGGCAGUGGGAGACCCACGACCCCUGGGUGUGUGCUCCCGAUGGUGUCCUGGAGGAGAGGCUCUCUCCCCAGUGCCGGCCGCUCCACAAUGAGCUCUGAGGGUCGCCGGGGGCACGUGGGAGGCCUCCCCACGCCCGGUCCCCACCUUUCCAGCUGAGGCGGAGGGAGGGGCAGCGACCCUCCCGUCUGAGCAGGGCUCUCCCUGAUGCUGGGGUCAUUGCUGCCGCUGCGUGGAGGGGGGAGUGGUGGGGCCUGUGCCCGGCUCCUUCCUCCGCCCGUGGGAGUGGGGACGCGGUCGUCCUGGUGUCCGAGUCAUGUCUCAGCACAGGACUUGCAGGAAGGGGGGCUUGUUUCCUGGGUUCGGCUGGGGACCUGCCAAGAGAAGGCGCUGGGACCUGGGGCUCGAGACCUUCAUUCUUCGGAGCCCACAGACGUCCCCACGCCCUUCACCCGGGAGGAGAUGGGCCUCCGGGUGCCCCGUGGGUGGCGGUGGCCCCAGUCCACACUGUAUGUGGGAACCCAGUGUCUGGCUCGUGUCCAUCCCUGGCCUUGGAAACUCUUCGAAUUGGGGCGCCUGGGUGGCGCAGUCGGUUGAGCGUCCGACUUCAGCCAGGUCACGAUCUUGGGGUCCGUGAGUUCGAGCCCCGCGUCGGGCUCUGGGCUGAUGGCUCGGAGCCUGGAGCCUGUUUCCAAUUCUGUGUCUCCCUCUCUCUCUCUGCCCCUCCCCCGUUCAUGCUCUGUCUCUCUCUGUCCCAAAAAUAAAUAAAAAACGUUGGAAAAAAAAAAAAAAAAA
This is a messenger RNA of Panthera uncia (snow leopard), 2235 nucleotides long. It is a transcript of the gene SGSH, whose product is annotated as N-sulfoglucosamine sulfohydrolase. Lineage: Eukaryota; Metazoa; Chordata; Mammalia; Carnivora; Felidae. Gene Ontology annotation, biological process: heparan sulfate proteoglycan catabolic process; glycosaminoglycan catabolic process. Bases 24 to 1541 code for a protein of 505 amino acids. The record is from RefSeq and is a predicted model, not a curated record. The transcript has 8 exons. Gene Ontology annotation, molecular function: N-sulfoglucosamine sulfohydrolase activity.